Amborella trichopoda is the source of this 1562-nucleotide messenger RNA. RefSeq lists its product as uncharacterized. The record is from RefSeq and is a predicted model, not a curated record. Lineage: Eukaryota; Viridiplantae; Streptophyta; Magnoliopsida; Amborellales; Amborellaceae.
AUAUAUAAGCUCUCCAUGGAUCUCAAAGCGCACAAAUUCAGUGCAGAAGCUCCUCAGCGAUUCACAGGAAGAGAGAGAGUCAAUAAGGACAUGGAAUCGUGGUUUCGGAGGGCCAAAACACUCGCUGGUGACGCAGCAAAGAUAUCUGGUAACAUUGUUACAGAAACCACCAAGAAAACAAAGCAAUUGGUUUCCAAUGUCUCCAUUAAACCAAACCUCCUCAAGACAGAAACCAUAACAGAAACCCAUGGCAUCAAAUCUUCUUCUCCAACAAAAUCCACCUCUUCUUCCUCCAAUUCCUCUGAAGAUAGGUUGAAAUUUGGAGUCACUGAUGAAUUAAUAGUGUUUGUUAAAGGUUUCACUAUAGAAACCUUCAAGGAUUUCAGGCUCCAAGCUGAUGAAGGGAGGCCUUCGAAUGAUCCGGCAGUGGGGAAUGUGCGCCAGGAUCUCACAGAAUGGCAAGAGAAACAUGCCAUGAUAAUUCUUUCAUCAGUUAAGGAGAUUUCACACCUUAGAUAUGUUCUUUGUCCACGACAUAUGAAGGACGGACAAUUCUGGGGAAUAUACUUUAUGCUUGUCAAAAUUUAUGUGUCUCCAUAUGAGUUACGUGCUGUGCGAGAGUCAAAGCUCAGGCAAAUGGCACAGGAGUCUGCGAAUCCAACAAAGCAAGCAGCCUAUGAGGUAGAAAUGACAGAGGCAAACCCAGCAAAACAUAUAUCAGAACAAGAUUUAGAUGCAUUCCUUUUGGGAGACCUCAGAAGCUCUGAUGGAGAACAUGAUGAAAGGCAUGUUGAUCUAGAUGAGGAUCUAAUAAAACCAUGAGCUAGAAAUUCUUUCAUCACUGGAGAUGUACCAUGUUCCUGUAGCUUGAUUGAGCCCUUCAUGUUGCAACAUUUGAGGCUGUUGGUUUAAACAAACAUUCACACAUUCCAACAAAAAGGAGAAGGAACAAAUUUGGAGACAACAAUCUCUACUUCUUUUCCAUGCAUGCAUGGAUUUAUGAAUGGGCAAAUGGUUGAGAGUUGGAAUGGAAGUUUCAUGAGCUAAGGGUCCUUGUGACAUGCACCCAUGUACUGUCCGAUUCAGUGUGUUGAGAGAGAAAAGUAUUGUUGCUGACUAAAGACUCAGGAGCAACCAAAGAAACCUCGAAGCUAUAACACCACCAAACUGCUAAAGAAAUCUCGAAGCUAUAACUCGAAAUCGUAAAGGUUAGUCAAUUAUUCUUGCAAGUGGAUGGAGAUGCACCGGGUCCACAUGCAAUUAUAUGCAUGAGGGCAUGGUUGUGGUGCUGAGGUUUGAAUGUGUAUAUGUACCAGGCACAUUCAUGUGUGCAUGCAUCCUAGUACUGGUGCUAUGGUGGAAUAAUGAAUUCAGUUGGUAUGAUUGUAUGAAUACUAUUUCCAUUGUAUUUAUGAAUUCAACAGGCUCCUUUUUUUUCUUCUUUGGAAAUAGAUGUUUGUAAAUGAAUUUAGGACCAUAAAAUUCCUCCUUUUUUCUGUCCCUCGUUUAGCAUGUGGAUCGAUAUGACUUUUCAAUCAUGAACAAUAUGAUGUUAAUGGUCU